GCGGCGUUUCUCCGGUCCCGAGGAUGGUGACGCGACAGCUGCUCAGCUGACCACAGGCUUUCAGCCUUCUCUGGCAUCCUCUGGCAUGAGUACAAUGCUUCCUGCAGUUCCAGCCACAGCGGUCCAGCGUUCCUGUUGUGGUUGUAAGAGAGUUUUUCAGGAGGGGCAGACUGCUUACCAGAAGAAAGGGUCUGCUGAGCUCUUCUGCUCCAGACUUUGUAUCAGUGAAUACAGCUCGUCUGCCGACUCCCCAGCUCCCCUCUGGAGGACGUGCUUGAACUGCUCAAGAAACAUUUUAAAUCGGAAGGAUAUAAAGAAUGUCCAGUUGGAGGACAGUAGCUCUGGCAAGAACUUCUGUAGCCAGUCUUGCCUUUCAUCCUACGAAGAAAAAAGGAAGCUAUUUGUCACCAUGUGUCCUGAGAGCACUCUGCUGAAGUGCAGCGUGUGUCGGAAGACAGCUACUACACCACCCAGAAUACUUAGAUCUUUUCCUUGUAAAACACUGGAACUCUCAGAUGAGAUGAUUAUGAUUACUAAUGACUUGGGGAACGCAGAGAUCUUCUGCUCUGUUUGUUUUUCUUCAUACAACAGUGCGGUGAUGGAAUCCUCAACAGUAAAUGUUUCCACGGUACACAGUGCUUCAAAAGAGAAUCUUUCUCCAAAGAAAUAUCCAAUUCCAGUUAUAAGCAAUAUAAGGUCAUUAGUAAAUGACCAUGUUGACCUGUUCAUGAACACUGAUCUCUUACAAGGUUCACUUUCUUCUGUGCCUACAAAUGUCAUCGAUCGCUCACCCAGUGAAUCCAGUAGUGGUGUUGGUAAUAGUGUGGAGCAGCCAAGCCUCCUCCCAUCUUCACCAGUGCUCUUUGAGGACACAGCAGGCCCUACUGUGGAAGCACAGAACGGCAGGGAGUCAAACCAGGUACACAGCAUGGAAUCUGUGAUAGUGAAUGAUACACCAUGUUGUCCAACGUCUACAUCCACAGUGCAAAAAGUUAAAAAAGAACCACAAAAUACUAGAAAGUCUGGUAGCUCAUGUUUUCAACAUUCCAGCACCAAUACAAAUGAUGAUGUUACAUUCUGCCAUUCUUGCCAUUUGUUCUACCAGAAAAAUUUUACCUGCCAGAGAGAAUCAUUUGCAACCCAAGGAACUGCUGACUGGGAGAAGACCCUAGAAAAAUUCAGGAAGCAUGAAAAAAGUGAAGUGCAUUUAAAGACACUGCGGUUUUGGAGACAGUACCAGUUUCUGGAUGAAGUUCCACGUGAUGGUUCAUCUGUUUAUUCAGAACAUAUUGAGGGAAAUAGAAGGUACCUAAAGCUUGUCAUCGAAAGCAUCUUAUUUCUGGGAAAACAGUGUUUGCUCCUAAAAGGAACUGACCAGUCUAUUCCGUCCAUUAAUAAAGGCAAUUUUUUGGAAUUACUAGAAAUUCGAGCAAGAGAUAAAGGAGAAGUGUUUCGGCUUCUGAGUUCACAUGGUGAUUUCUAUCACAGUACACAAGUUCAGGAGGAGAUUAUUGAAAUAAUAAAGGCUGAAAUGCUGCAGGACAUUGUGGGUGAGCUCCGUGUCGCCUCGGCUUUCUCGAUCAUCUGUGAGGAGACAGCAGACGGUGCUGCUGGAGGACAGCUUUCAGUGUGUGUGCGGUACGCGCACACAACCUCCAGUGCGGUCCUCGUUAAAGAAAGGUUCCUGGGGUUUGUUAAUAUUGAGGAAAUGACUGCAGUCCACAUACACAGGCGUAUCAAAGCUUACCUGCUGCAGGUCGGAAUUGAUUUUAAUAAGAUAUGUGGUCAAACCUAUGAUCUAGCCACAAAUUUGAGGGUAAAAUUUAAUGAAGUUGUAACAGAAUUCAAGAGGGAAGAACCGAGAACUUUGUAUGUCCAUUGUUAUGCACAUUUUUUUGAAUUAGCAGUCAUUAGUUUCUGUAAAGAAGUGAAAGAACUCCGAAGGACACUACAUACUCUGAGCUCUUUGUUCAGCACUGUUCGCCUGUCGGGAGAGAUGUUGGCAGCUUUGCAAACCAUGUGUAAGCUAAGUCAAAAUAAAACUUGUCAGAAGCACGCAUCCCAGUCGUGCUGGCCAGCCCACGAGGACUUGUUGCUGUCGGUGACGGAGUGUCUCCCAGAGGUCAUUGAGACUCUGCACUCAGUGGCCCGCCAGUCCGCAGGCACAGCUGCCGCUGACCAACUGAAUGAUUUGCUGGUAGCGGUUACCAAGUUUGAAUUUAUAUUUUGUUUGAAAUUUCUUUAUCGAGUACUCAGUAUUACAGGAAUUCUUUCCAGAGAGUUUCAAAGUGAAACUGUAGACGUCUUCUCUUUGUUUUCAAAAAUCGAAGCAAUUUUGGAGUGUUUAUCUUCUGAAAGGGAUGAAAUGUAUUUCCAAACUAUCUGGGAUGGAGCAGAUGAAAUAUGUAAAAAGGUAACCAGUAAGGGUUUUGAAGUUGAAAAACCCUCUUUUCAAAAAAGAAAAAAAAUUCAGAAAACAGAAGAGCCUGGCAACUCAGAGAGUGUGUUUUUUCCUACCUCAGCAGAUGAACACUAUAAAAUUAAUAUUUAUUACCAAGGUCUGGAUACUUUGUUAAAAAACUUAAAGUUAUGUUUUUCAGAGUUUGACUAUUGCAAAAUGAAACAAAUUUCUGAGCUAUUGUUUAAAUGGAAUGAACCAUUAAAUGAGUCAGCAGCUAAACAUGUUCAAGAAUUUUAUAAGCUCGAUGGAGACAUUAUCCCUGAACUUCGAUUUUACCGGCAGUAUGCGAAUCUCAACUUUGUCACAGAUUGUGGCUCCUUAAGCUUCAUAGACCUUGGCCGUUUGUUUAGUCAGCAUGGCCUCCACAGUAAUAUUCCUCGUCUCUCGAAACUGUUACAUAUUGCUUUAUCUUGGCCAGUUACUUCAACAAAUAAUGAAAAGUCAUUUUCCACACUGCCUCAUCUUAAAGCAUACUUACUUCGUACCAUGGGACAAGAGAAACAAACUGGCCUGGCUCUAAUGGCUGUUGAGCAAGAGCUGGUAAAUAGGUUGAUGGAGCCUAAAAGACUCAGUGGAAUUGUGGAAAAGUUUAUUAGCCAAAUGAAAGAUACAUAUGACUUGCAACUUUGAACUUAAUUAAAAGAAUUUUAUGGGGGCUGGAGA
Microtus oregoni (creeping vole) is the source of this 3124-nucleotide messenger RNA. It is a transcript of the gene Zmym1, whose product is annotated as zinc finger MYM-type containing 1. Lineage: Eukaryota; Metazoa; Chordata; Mammalia; Rodentia; Cricetidae. The transcript has 7 exons. The record is from RefSeq and is a predicted model, not a curated record. The coding region runs from base 86 to 3091 and encodes 1001 amino acids. Gene Ontology annotation, molecular function: protein dimerization activity; zinc ion binding.